AUGACUAAAAGAAUUACUUCUCGGACAGCUAAAACCCUCUUAUAUGCAGGCAGAGUGCAGCUAGUUCAGAGUGUUCUAUUUGGGGUUCAAGCAUUCUGGGCACAGAUAUUUAUCCUUCCAGCUAAGGUGAUUAAAGUAGUAGAGGGGAUAUGUAGAUCAUAUGUUUGGUCUGGGACAAAUGAGAUUACCAAAAAGGCUCUAAUGGCAUGGGAUAAAGUAUGCUUACCAAGGGCAGGUGGUGGACUCAACAUAAUCAAUUUGAAGCUGUGGAACAAGGCAGCUAUUGCAAAAACAAGCUGGGAUUUAGCUCACAAACAGGACAAGCUAUGGAUCAGAUGGAUACAUGCUUAUUAUGUCAAGAAUCAACUAUUGAAGACAUUGAAAGUUCCUCAACAAGCAUGCUGGAUGGUAAGGAAAGUGAUUGAGUCAUACAGUAUAUUUGAAGAGGUGCAGUUCUCACAGAAUCAGAAGAAGAGCAUGAUCAGACAAAUAUACCUACACCUACUGGGAAAUUACAGAAGAAUGGAAUGGAAAACAUUGGUGUUCCAAAAUGCAGCAAGGCCAAAAGCUAAGUUCAUCAUGUGGUUGAUGAUCCAGGAAAGAUGGCUUGGUAAACAGAAAUUGGGAAAUGGCAACUGGCAGCAAUUUCUUCAAUGGUCCAUAAAUGAAGCAAAAGGGAAGACUGCUUAUGCGAUGAUAUUCAGAAUGAUGUAUGCCGAAGCUGUUUAUCAUAUAUGGCUAGAAAGAAACAGAAGAGUAUUUGAGAAGAAGAACACGAAUGAGGAGCAAAUUCCAAAAGAUAUAGCAUAUAUAGUUAGUGCUAGAGUCACUCCUAGGAACAAACAUUUUGUGUAUAGUUUAUGUUUCUAG
Nicotiana attenuata is the source of this 870-nucleotide messenger RNA. RefSeq lists its product as uncharacterized. Bases 1 to 870 code for a protein of 289 amino acids. The transcript is spliced from 2 exons. The record is from RefSeq and is a predicted model, not a curated record. Lineage: Eukaryota; Viridiplantae; Streptophyta; Magnoliopsida; Solanales; Solanaceae.